CCUUUCGAUGCUCGCUUUUUUUUCAGUGUGAGACUGAUAAGAAACGCUUCUAAUUUUCUACGAAAGAUCUCUGAACAGAGAGAGCAAUUGUGAGAAAUUCAAGAAAGCAAGCAUGGGUUCCGGAUCAUUCAUCAAGGUCGUGGCCAAAAACUUCGAUGUUCUUGCUGGGCCUCUGGUGACACUUGUCUAUCCUUUGUAUGCUUCAGUAAAGGCAAUAGAAACCAAGUCUCCUAUUGAUGAUCAACAGUGGCUCACAUACUGGGUUUUGUAUUCGUUAAUUACUCUGUUUGAGCUAACUUUUGCUAAAGUCAUCGAAUGGCUUCCAUUUUGGUCAUAUGCAAAGCUGAUCUUUAACUGCUGGUUGGUCCUCCCUUACUUCAGCGGUGCUGCAUAUGUUUAUCAGCACUUUGUCAGACCAUUGUUUGUGAAUCAUCAGACAGUUAAUAUAUGGUAUGUACCACGCAAAAAGGACAUCUUCGGUAAAUCAGACAAUGCGUUACAAGCUGCAGAGAGAUACAUUGAGGAGAAUGGGCCGGAAGCAUUUGAGAAUCUCAUUAGCAAGGCUGAAAAGGCACCAAAGGCCAGGAAAGGUAAGACAAAAUCUAUCCUUGAGGAAGUGGCAGCUGAACAGGAAGCAAAAGCCUUAAACAGUAACAGUUAUUCAAUCUUUGAUGAUCUGUAUCGAUACUAAGGCAUGCCACUCCCUUCUGCUCUGGUUAAUUGUUCAAGAACUUGAAGAAUACCUGUUUCCCUGAUUUAAAAAAAGAUGUUCUGACUUGUUCUACUUUGUUGUUUUGCUACUGGAACUUGAGUGUUCAAGAGAAUAUAUAAAUAUAUAUAGUGUAAAAAAAAUUCUCUGUUUAUUGUGAUGUAUGAUCUAUGUACCAUUCUGGAACUAAUUUCUGGACACUGUUUUUGAUA
Messenger RNA from Dioscorea cayenensis subsp. rotundata (Guinea yam), 921 nucleotides. RefSeq names its product HVA22-like protein a. The transcript has 6 exons. Bases 113 to 691 code for a protein of 192 amino acids. NCBI's taxonomy places the organism in Eukaryota, Viridiplantae, Streptophyta, Magnoliopsida, Dioscoreales, Dioscoreaceae. The record is from RefSeq and is a predicted model, not a curated record.